This is a messenger RNA of Camarhynchus parvulus, 3607 nucleotides long. RefSeq names its product nuclear cap binding subunit 3 (gene NCBP3). Gene Ontology annotation, molecular function: mRNA binding; RNA 7-methylguanosine cap binding. The record is from RefSeq and is a predicted model, not a curated record. Gene Ontology annotation, cellular component: cytosol; nucleus. NCBI's taxonomy places the organism in Eukaryota, Metazoa, Chordata, Aves, Passeriformes, Thraupidae.
UGCCGCCCCGCGCUCGUCUCGCUGGCCGUGCUGGGCGGGCCUGGCGGAGCCAUGGCGGCUGUGCGGGGCCUGCGGAUCUCGGUGAAGGCGGAGGCGAGCACGACCACGGCGGAGCCGCGCGGCGCCGAGCCCGAGCCCAUGGAGGUGGAAGAGGGAGAGCUGGAGACCAUCCCUGUGAGGCGCUCGCUGCGGGAGCUUAUCCCGGACACCAGCAGGAGAUAUGAAAACAAAGCUGGAAGUUUCAUCACUGGCAUAGAUGUAACCUCCAAGGAAGCAAUUGAGAAGAAGGAACAAAGAGCCAAACGUUUCCAUUUUCGGGCUGAGGUGAACCUGGCCCAGAGGAACGUGGCCCUGGACCGGGACAUGAUGAAGAAAGCAAUUCCUAAAGUAAGACUGGACACCAUUUACAUUUGUGGAGUGGAUGAGAUGAGCACCCAGGACAUCUUUGCCUAUUUCAAAGAGUAUCCUCCUGCUCAUAUUGAGUGGCUGGAUGACACCUCAUGUAAUGUGGUCUGGCUUGAUGAAGUGACAGCAACACGGGCUCUAAUAAAUAUGAGUUCCCUGCCUGAUCAGGAGAAAACAAAGAGCAGAGAAAACAAUAAGGAGAAGACAGCUGAAAAAACCAAGAAAGAAAAACAGGAGGAAAGCUCUGAUGAUGAGACAGAAGAAGGAGAGGUUGAGGAUGACAAUCCCAGUGAUGUGGAGUUGGAUGCCCUCUCCCAGGUAGAAGAGGAUUCCCUCCUGCGUAAUGACCUUCGCCCUGCCAAUAAACUGGCUAAAGGAAACAAGCUGUUCAUGAGAUUUGCUACUAAAGAUGACAAAAAGGAGCUGGGAGCUGCAAGGAGAAGCCAGUAUUACAUGAAAUAUGGCAAUCCAAAUUAUGGAGGCAUGAAAGGAAUUCUUAGCAAUUCUUGGAAGAGGAGGUACCAUUCCCGGAGGAUCCACCGGGAUGUGAUCAAGAAGAGGACUCUGAUUGGGGACGACGUGGGCUUGACUCCCCCCUACAAACAUCGGCACUCAGGCUUGGUGAAUGUUCCUGAAGAGCCCAUAGAGGAGGAAGAGGAGGAGGAGGAGGACCAGGACAUGGAUGAAGAUGACAGGGUGGUGGUGGAGUACCGGGAUGAGCUGCAGGCUUUCAGGCAGGCGCGGGAGCGCGGCGCCACCAGGAGAUCCAGCGCCAGCGCCUCCGACUCAGACGAGAUGGAUUAUGACCUGGAGCUGAAAAUGAUCUCCACCCCCUCGCCCAAAAGCAUGAAGAUGACCAUGUAUGCAGAUGAGGUGGAGUCACAGCUGAAAAAUAUUAGGAAUUCCAUGCGAGCAGAUAGCAUAGCCACCAGCAACAUCAAAAACAGGAUUGGCAGCAAAGGAUCCUUGGAGAAAGUUGCAGAUGUGAGGCUCCUUUUGGAAGAGAAACGUCAGAAUAAUGCUGGGCCACGGCAGCCAAACAGCACUGUCAAAUCAGAUGUGAGGCAGAGAUUGGGAAAAAGGCCACACUCUCCAGAAAUCAAAGCUCCAAGCAGUACCUGUGCUCCUCGUCGAGAACCAAUCUCAGAUGUGCACAGCAGGCUGGGAAUCCCCAAACAAGAUGUGAAAGGCCUCUACUCUGACACCAGAGAGAAGAAAUCAGGUAAUUUAUGGACCAGGUUGGGGUCUGCUCCAAAGACGCAGGAAAAGACUCCAGAGAAAGCUGAAAACUCUGUGGCAUCUCCAGAGGAAGAUGACUCUGAGCUGCAGAGGGUUUGGGGUGCUCUCAUUAAGGAAAAAGAACAGUCCAGGCAAAAAAAGAGUCGCUUGGAUCAUUUACCCUCCCUACAAAUCGAGAUCAGCCGGGAAAGCAGCUCUGGCUCAGACUCUGAAUCAUGACUGGGUUCACAGCCUGGCCCUCCAGGUGCUGCCUCUGCAGCCUGGCAGGAUCCCCUUUGCCCAAAAGCUGGACACUGGCAAAGACUCUGCAGUGAAGGUUCCAGAAGUGUUUUUGAUCCUUUUCUACAUCAAGAGAGGCAUAAACCACUUGAAACCUAAAGCAAAGACAUUUGUCUGGAGUCUGUGGCUGGCCCUGUGCUCUGUAGGGCAUUGUCAUCUCUGGUUGUGACAGCAAACCUGUAGUGAAUUGUAGCAAAACAUUUUCUUCCCCGAGCUUUGAACUUAAAAGAUGAGGCAGAAAUGCUCUGUGUUUUUAAGGAGACCUUUUCUGUUCUUGAUGUUUUCAUCAUGGAGGCUUUUAACAAAAUGUUUUACACACCUCAUCCAAAGAACAGGGCAUUUAUUUCAUGAUCCAGAUCAUUGCCUUGCCCUUCUGGCUCUUACCAGCACCUUUCCUUUCCUCCUGAAGUAAUAACAAUAAAGCUUCCUGGGUGGGCAGCCAGCAAGGAUAAAGCAUGAAGGGAUUAUCACACUCCCUUCCUCCAACACACUGAAUGUAAAUCCAAGUAACACAUUUUAUCACAGUUAAAUUCCCUGUUGGUAUCCCAGUGGCACCACCAGAAUCCACGGAAUCCUGCUCAUUUAUUUUGGUGAUGCCACAUUCUGCUGUAGCAGGGAUUAAGAUGUUCAGGACUGCAAAUUGGAUGUUUGACAAUUGUAUAAACCCCUGAGGGUUUGGGGGUUUUUUUGUUUUUUUUGCUGUUGUUCCACGAGGAGAGAUUAUAUUCCUGUCAUUCCACCUGGAUUAUGUCCUGAAGCAAUCUAUCCAACAGCUGGAAAGCAUUUUUAUAUUUGUGAGAAUCUUCCCAAUGGCCACAGUGAAAGCUCUAGUGGUGUUCUCCUCUGUGCUGUUCUAUCUAUGUAGAAGUGAAGGAGAAAAGGAAAACUUUAGGAUCACUGUCUCCUGUCAAUAUUUUGGAUGUUCUUCCUGUAUAUUACACGUGGAUGUGGACAUGGGUGACUUGUUCCAUUCAGCUUUUUUACCUGCACAUUUUCACCCCUCCCUGGGUAGGACAAGGGUUUGAUCAGUGUGCAGCUGCUGGUUUUUUGGUUUUUUUUUUCAUGUUGCCAGUAAUUCUGAGUGAGGAAUAAUGCAGCACAUCACAUUCAGGUAAACAGGUAGCAAAACCAUUUUAAUAGUCUGAAAUCUGUUUGCAUCGUCCCUGUUCCUUGGUUCUAUCAGUCCAAAAUACCUGUGAAUUUCUCUUCCCAUUUCUGCUUUUUAACAAGCAACUUUUUCACUUUUUUUUUUUUUUUGCCCCUCCUGUUUUUGUACUAAGUUGAAGUACGUUGGAGAUUUCAGCAAGGAAUCUGCAAAAUUAACUUUUCUUAUGCUUUAUGAUGUGUGAGGAUAGCAGCAUGUCAAAUGAAAGGUCAAAUGACAGGCACAGUGACUGAAGGGGCAAUCUGGGGGCUGACCAGGCUUCAAGCCUUACUCUUUCCUUGUUCUGUGACACUCAUCCUUGAUUUUAUAUUUAAUUAUUGAAUAUAUAAAUGUCUCAUAAAAGUACUGUUGAGAGAAACGUCUGCAAUGUCUGAUCACUGUAAUAACUCAUUUUAAACGUGUGCUUUCACUGAUACCCCCUCCCCAAGCUUUCCCAGAGAAUCACUCCCAUCUCUCCAGAUCCUGAUAAAAUUUAUUUCACUGGUGUCUUUUUGCCAGCAAACCUUUGUGUUGUGUCAC